This is a messenger RNA of Silurus meridionalis, 1557 nucleotides long. RefSeq names its product parvin, alpha a (gene parvaa). Gene Ontology annotation, cellular component: focal adhesion; cytoplasm; actin cytoskeleton. The coding region runs from base 260 to 1372 and encodes 370 amino acids. The record is from RefSeq and is a predicted model, not a curated record. The transcript has 13 exons. Lineage: Eukaryota; Metazoa; Chordata; Actinopteri; Siluriformes; Siluridae. Gene Ontology annotation, molecular function: actin binding. Gene Ontology annotation, biological process: substrate adhesion-dependent cell spreading; actin cytoskeleton organization; establishment or maintenance of cell polarity.
AUUAAAUUCCCGCGAGAACAGGUUUCGACAGUACACCAGCGGUACACUUGAGAGAAAUGAACGAGGAAGGCGUAACCAUUGUGACAAGUUUGAGGGGGUGGAGGGAGGCAGGGAGAAUCCAUGUUUUUAGAGGGGCAGGGCUAAAUCUCUGGAAUUCCGUUUCCGUUCUAGGGAUUUUUCCCAAAUUUUACCGGAAGUGAUUUAGGAAUUCAGUACUUUUUUUUGGUUGGUUUGUUUUUGGUAGACACUGUGUGUUUAGAUGAUGGCGUCCUCUCCGCAGAAAUCUCCGUCCUCUCCCACUCCCCUCUCCCCGAGCUUCAGGAAGAAGGAUGAGACUUUUCUCGGGAAACUCGGAGGAACUUUGGUCAGGAGAAAGAAGGCGAAAGAAGUGUCAGAGCUGCAGGAGGAAGGCAUGAACGCCAUCAACCUGCCCCUGAGUCCCACACCGUAUGAGCUGCAUCCGGAGGACACCAUGCUGGAGGAGAACGAGGUUCGCACCAUGGUGGACCCCAACUCCAGGAACAACAGCAAACUGCAGGAGCUGAUAAAGGUGCUUAUAGACUGGAUUAACGACGUGCUGGUCGGGGAGAGGAUCAUUGUUAAGGAGCUGACAGACGAUCUGUACGAUGGACAAGUUCUGCAGAAGCUCUUUGAGAAGCUGGAGGGAGCGAAGCUGAACGUGGCCGAGGUGACUCAGUCGGAGAUCGCUCAGAAGCAGAAGCUCCAGACGGUCCUCGAGCGCAUCAACGAGGUUCUCAAAGUCUCCCCCAGAAACACCAAGUGGAACGUCGACUCUGUUCAUGCUAAGAGCCUGGUGGCCAUCCUGCACCUCCUGGUGGCACUGUCUCAGCACUUCAGAGCUCCGAUCCGCCUCCCAGACCACGUCUCCAUUCAGGUGGUGGUGGUUCAGAAACGGGAGGGAAUCCUGCAGUCUCGUCAGAUUCAAGAGGAAAUCACAGGCAACACCGAGGCGUUUUCUGGCCGGCACGAGCGCGACGCGUUCGACACCCUGUUCGAUCACGCACCUGACAAACUCAACGUGGUGAAGAAGACCCUCAUCACUUUCGUCAACAAACACCUGAACAAGCUGAACCUGGAGGUGGCCGAGCUGGACACACAGUUUGCAGACGGAGUGUACCUGGUGCUUCUGAUGGGACUUUUGGAAGGAUACUUCGUACCGCUCUACAAUUUCUUCCUUACUCCUGAAAACUUUGAGCAAAAGGUCCAAAACGUGUCCCUCGCCUUCGAGCUGAUGCAGGACGGUGGCCUGGAGAAACCAAAACCAAGAGCAGAAGACAUCGUGAACUGCGAUCUAAAGUCGACUCUGCGUGUUCUCUACAACCUGUUCACCCGAUACAGAAACGUGGACUGACGAGACGCACGCACGCACACGGCGCUUCAGUUUGGGAGAAUCAGCAAUACAGGAUUUAUACCACAGCCACAGUUUGAUGGUCUUCGUUGUGUGUGUGUGUGUGUGUGUGUGUGUGUGUGUGUGUGCGCGCACACGUGUGUAUAGUGAGCUGUCUAACAAAACAUGAAUGAUUCUCACACUGUUUA